GCUCCAGAGAAGCCCCGCCGCUCGCUUGGUGAUGUCACCGCCUCCCUUCCCUCGCACUGUCAGGCUCCUCCUGCAGCCGCCGCCGCCGCCGCAGUGACAGCUGAGCCCGGGCUUCCUUUCGCGGACUGCCCUGCUCGGCGGCGUGUACAUUUGCAGGCAGGGAACGUCAGGGCUGCUCAGCGCCCAUCCCCGGGAAGGAGGGCUUGGUGCAGGGAAACAAACAUGGCUGAUGAUUUCGGUUUCUUCUCCUCCUCGGAGAGCGGAGCUGCCGAGGUCCCGGAGGAGGACCCAGCCGCUGCCUUCCUGGCUCAGCAAGAGAGCGAGAUCGCGGGCAUCGAGAACGACGAGGGCUUCAGCACGGCCGAAGGGGGCUUCGGAGACCCUCAGGCGACAGAGCAGCCAGUUGAUUUUGAGAGCACAGGGGCCACUGUGAAUGGAGAUGUGUUUCAGGAAUCCAAUGGACCCACAGAUGCGUAUGCAGCCAUUGCCCGAGCUGACCGAUUGACACAGGAGCCCGAGAGUAUUCGCAAAUGGCGAGAGGAACAGAAAAAGAGACUGCAGGAGCUGGACGCUGCUUCAAAAGUGUUAGAACAGGAAUGGCGUGAAAAAGCCAAGAAAGAUCUGGAAGAGUGGAACUUGCGGCAGAAUGAACAAAUGGAGAGGAACCGGGUCAAUAACAGGAUUGCUGACAAAGCCUUUUACCAGCAGCCAGAUGCCGAUGUGAUUGGCUAUGUGGCCUCGGAGGAAGCCUUUCUGAAAGAAUCCAAGGAAGAGACUCCAGGCACGGAAUGGGAGAAAGUGGCCCAGCUCUGCGACUUCAACCCCAAGAGCAGCAAGCAGUCCAAGGACGUGUCACGCAUGCGAUCUGUGCUGAUCUCCCUCAAACAGACUCCUCUGGCCCGCUAGCCUAGUGGAGGAGGGGCUGGGGCUGGAGUGAGGAUGCAGUUUACUCUUUUGCCAGCAGGUGUAGCUGCAGCACAACAGGCUUAGAGGGCCACCGGCAGGAGUCCUAAAGCAUCCCACUCCUGCCCCUUCCUCUCUUCAACCUUCACGUUACUCUGGCCUGUACCCCUCCCCUUGAUUUUACUUUGCUUAAAGGGUGCAUUGGUAUCUUUUUACACAUAUUUAUUAACUGUGUGGUUCCUUGGGCAGCAGCCCUCUUUGGUUCCUACACCUGCUGCCUUCAGGAAAAUCACUCCCUCUUUCACAGUGCUGGGAGCAUUCAUCUGCUCCCCUUCCACUGGUCAGAGGCCCAAGUCCCCUGAUCUCAUCUAACUUGGCAGAUACAGUAGAUAAAGUGCAAUUCAUCUUUUCUGGUACUUUGCACCAGGCCCAGAAGGCAACACUAAAUCAAAGGCAAGUACCAUUCAUAGGCCGAGUUUGAGGUUGCAAGCAGGAUGCCCGACUUCGAAUCCUAGAUCUGUUGUUGUUUCCCCCAGUGAUAAUGAUCAUUUUUUCUGACAGAGUUGGAACUCGCAUGCCAAUUGGAGUGCAACCUUGGUAACAAUAGAAGGUGAUGCCUAGCAGGAAGUAGGUUUCUUCAGGGCAAAGCAGGCAAAGGGGAGAAAGGCUAAUGAUGAAAACUCUAAACCUGGUGCCCUAAAAGGGCAUUGAAAUGGUUGACUGAGACGAAUACUGUAUGAAGUUGUGAAGAGUUGGGGGGGGGGGGGGAUGACCAAGCCAUUUCAGUAAGAUGUACUUCUACUGCAUAAGGCACUAUUUGUCCCUGCAAGAAGGUGGACCAGAAGGCAAAAUUUAUUUGGACCUAAGUAAUGAAAAAGGGGAAGAACCUCCUGUAGAGGUGGAAUGGGAGUAAAACUAUAACCCUCUCUAGGAAGAGGUUAUACCAUAUUUGCUUGAAUGCAGGGGCAUGAUAUGGGGUCCGCUGAGAUGCUUGCUUCCAAACCUUGUUCUUUUAAGUGAAGACAGGCGAAAGGAGGACACUGCUGUAUGUGAGAGACAGGAAGGAUGUUAGAAAUCUUUUAGGCACUUGAGUAAACCCCAAGCCAAUUCCUGCAUUACCCUCAGCCACAGAAUCAACAUAUCCUGUUCCAAUACCAUCACCUUUGUUUGGAAGCAGAUAUCCCCCACCUGAGCCAUUCAGUAUGUACUGGCCCUGGUAUAUACUGGUCCCCUCCGCUCCUUAUAUGAUCCAUCAGCCUAGCUAAGAAGCAGAUGGAGAAGAGUCACAAAAGAGGAGCUCUGCUCAGUGCUGUGUGGUCAGCAGGUGAUUUUUCUAGUAUUUGUUCCUAUGUUGCAGAUUCCUGCAGUUAUUCCUCCCCCCCCUUUUUAACUGAAGGGGAGCAGCAGAUUACUGCGGUUUCCCAUUUGGGCAUAUGCUGUGUUGCCAGGGUUCUCUCUGGCUCAUUUAAUAAAGGUUCUUUACCUUGAGUAAAUGUAAAGAAGGUAGUCUUAGUGGAAGCUUUAAAUCUUUUUUUUUUU
This is a messenger RNA of Gekko japonicus, 2442 nucleotides long. RefSeq names its product clathrin light chain B (gene CLTB). Gene Ontology annotation, molecular function: clathrin heavy chain binding; structural molecule activity. The transcript has 6 exons. The coding region runs from base 223 to 906 and encodes 227 amino acids. Gene Ontology annotation, cellular component: clathrin coat of trans-Golgi network vesicle; synaptic vesicle membrane; plasma membrane. NCBI's taxonomy places the organism in Eukaryota, Metazoa, Chordata, Lepidosauria, Squamata, Gekkonidae. The record is from RefSeq and is a predicted model, not a curated record. Gene Ontology annotation, biological process: intracellular protein transport; clathrin-dependent endocytosis; clathrin coat assembly.